Molecule: messenger RNA, 4190 nt
Organism: Gymnogyps californianus (California condor)
Lineage: Eukaryota; Metazoa; Chordata; Aves; Accipitriformes; Cathartidae
Gene: CHM
Product: CHM Rab escort protein
Exons: 16
Coding region: 1-2277 (758 amino acids)
Biological process (GO): small GTPase-mediated signal transduction; vesicle-mediated transport; protein geranylgeranylation
Cellular component (GO): cytoplasm; Rab-protein geranylgeranyltransferase complex; nucleus
Molecular function (GO): GDP-dissociation inhibitor activity
Source: RefSeq, a predicted model, not a curated record
AUGAAGCUACAACAGAGAGCCCCAGCGAGCAGUUUCUUCCCUCUUGGCGGGACGGAUGGCCGCCAGCCCGGCGUCCAGAACUACAUCUCCCAGCAGCCCCCGCGAGCGGCGGCCGGAACUCUCUGCGGCGGCACCGGCCAUUUCCGCCAGCGCCGGCCACGUGACGGUGCCCUUUCCAAGAUGGCGGACAACCUCCCCUCCGAGUUUGAUGUGGUGGUGAUAGGGACCGGUAGGAGACGGCGCGGUGGCGGCGGGUUGCGCUGGGGCUGCUGUGCCGGGGGAGGCAGCGUCGGAGGGGCUGGGCGGGUGCUGUCAAGGCCAGAGAGGCUAAUUUACCUAAUACCGCAUCUGAUAAAUGAAGGUUUGCCUGAAUCUAUUGUUGCAGCGGCAUGUGCCAGAAGUGGCCAGAGAGUUCUUCACGUUGAUUCGAGAAAUUACUAUGGUGGAAACUGGGCCAGCUUUAGUUUCUCAGGAUUAUUGUCCUGGAUUAAAGAAAAUCAGCAAAAGACGGAUAUCAAUGAUGAAUGUGAAGACUGGAGAAAAUUGAUCCUUGAGAAUGAAGAAGUUAUUUCUCUUAGCAAGAGGGAUAAAACUAUUCAACAUGUAGAAGUUUUCUGUUUUGGCGAUCAGGAUUCAGCUGAAGAUGUUGAAGAAGCUGGUGCAUUGCCAAAGCUGCAUGUCUUCGGAGCUUCUGGUGCUGAGGGGGUUGCUCAGGAAUCGGAAAAAGAGUGCCCACCAGCGGAGAGUGCCUUACCGGAGGUGGAGAGCCGGGAACCAGAAAAGGCUACAGGCACUGAGCCAGCAAGUGCAAUGGAAGGGAAUGAUGCAGAAAUGACCUCUGAGAAGGAAAGUUCUCAUAGUACGGCUUUAGGCGAGUCCACUCUGGAAUUGGGAAAAACUGAAGCUGUACCCUCAGAAGUUUCUGCCCAAGAACCAAAGAAAAUUACGUAUUCCCAAAUUGUUAGAGAAGGCAGAAGGUUCAAUAUUGAUUUAGUUUCCAAGUUGCUUUACUCCCGAGGUCUGUUAAUUGACCUUCUGAUUAAGUCGAACGUUAGCAGAUAUGCAGAGUUUAAAAAUGCGACACGAAUUCUUGCCUUUAGAGAAGGAAAAGUAGAACAGGUACCUUGUUCUAGAGCAGAUGUCUUCAACAGCAGACAGCUCACUAUGGUGGAAAAGAGAAUGCUAAUGAAAUUUUUGACAUUUUGUUUGGACUAUGAACAACACCCUGAUGAAUACCAAGACUAUGAGAACAGUACAUUUGCGCAGUUCUUAAGAACACGGAAGUUAACACCCAGCUUGCAGCACUUCAUUCUUCACUCUAUCGCAAUGGUUUCAGAGACUGAUUGCAGCACUCUUGAAGGUCUUCAGGCAACAAAAAAAUUUCUUCAGUGCCUUGGCCGCUAUGGCAAUACACCAUUUUUGUUUCCUCUGUAUGGUCAAGGAGAGAUCCCACAGUGCUUCUGCAGGAUGUGUGCUGUAUUUGGUGGUAUCUAUUGUCUUCGCCAUUCUGUGCAGUGCCUUGUAGUGGACAAAGAAUCUGGACGAUGCAAAGCUAUUGUGGAUCAUUUUGGACAAAGAAUAAGUGCUAACUAUUUUAUUGUGGAAGAUAGUUACCUUUCAGAGAGCAUAUGCACAAAUGUGUGUUACAGGCAGAUCUCCAGAGCAGUGCUCAUUACAGAUCAGUCUGUACUAAACACAGAUUCAGAGCAGCAGGUUUCCAUUUUGACAGUGCCUCCAGUGGAUCUAGGAAAACCAGCGGUUUGCGUCAUUGAGUUGUGUUCCUCAACCAUGACAUGCAUGAAGGACACUUAUUUAGUCCAUUUAACCUGUCCAUCAGCUAAAACUGCUAGGGAAGAUUUAGAGCCUGUUGUACAGAAGUUAUUCAAUCUAAAUACAGAAAAAGAGACGGAAAAUGAAGAGCUGGAAAAACCUAGAGUCCUCUGGGCAGUCUACUUCAAUAUGAGAGAUUCUUCAGGAGUUGACAAAAGUUCAUACAAUGGCUUACCCUCAAAUGUUUAUGUCUGUUCUGGACCAGACUCUGCUUUAGGAAAUGACUGUGCUGUCAGACAGGCUGAGACUAUUUUCCAAGAAAUGUUUCCUACAGAGGAAUUUUGCCCACCACCACCGAAUCCAGAAGAUAUUAUUUAUGAUGAAGAUGAGAUUGCACCAGAAGAGUCUGGAUUCAGUAACUCACCAGAGACAAAACCUGAAUCCUCAACUGAGGAAAGCAGUAGCGGAGGUAGUGCUGCUGUUAAAAAGGAAGAUAAUGAAGAAUGAAUUAGCACUGUUCUCUUAGUAGAAGAGGAGGUUGACCCAAACUAAAAUGUAAGGGAGGAAGGGUAAGAAAAAGAGGUUUAAAAAACCCAUAGCUGUAUUAUUUGCAAUUGCCUUACUUUCCUUAGCUUGAAUAAUCUUUCUUUGUCAAAUAGCUUCAUUGAUAGCUGAGACAUUUCUAAAUAGUCAUAGGUCCAGCAGAUCCAGGGGUGUUUGUCCCUAAACAAAAAAUCAUAGAACAAAGCAUUUGAAUUUAGAAUGCUAAAAUAGGAUUCAUGACUUGUAGAGAGAGUUUGGUUUUGUUUUACAUCUUGGAAGGAAUCCUCCAUUUUUUAAACAGGCAACAAGUCGAAAAUAAUCAAAAGAAAAAAUGUGCAAGUUUGCUUACCAGUCAGAAGAUCAUCUUCUGAUAUAACGUAUCAAAGUUCUACUAAAAAUCAUUGGAACUCUGCUAAUUAAACAGUGGAAGGUGAGCUUCACAGUCUGUCUUUCAAAGUGCUUUUAUGACUGGAACUUGAAGGCAAUAAUAUUGACAAUUCUGGAGUGGCUUUAGAAUAUGUAAUAGAUGUCAUGUUUAAUUUGUGUAAUGAAAAAUUUCUUGUAUGGUUUUGAAACUGAUGGCAUAGUUUAGAAACAAAUAUAAUCCAAUAGAUGUUCCUCGCAUGAAACUACUUUACAUUCAGAUUUUUUUAGUAAGAUCUAAUAGAUCACAAAUUUUCACUAGUGACUUAAUUUACUGUAGUCAGGAAAAUAGCACAAUUUAAACCUAACGCUAGAUUUCCCAACAAAAUUUAAAAUCGUAAGUGGAGCGUACCUGUUGUUAGUUUCCCUGGAUUUGUUGCAGUGUUUGGGCCUUUAAUAAGCCAGUAGUUAAUUUUUUGAAGUAUGGUGUCUGAGAAGUUUAGAUGAUCAUUAAUUGAGGUUUUUUGUGGUGGGGAGAAGGUUCAACUGAUAAUUCCAAAGGUUUGUAUUGAUCCCGGUUAAUAGGAUUAAAAUUAGCGUGAUAGCUGUAAAUUAUGCAUUUUGUAAUGAUAAAUCAUAAAGCAUUUAUACAAUAAAAUUUAUUGAAGUAUUUAUAAGCCUAGUUUGUAUGAAAAAUUACAAAAUAAGAAAGCUGUUGUAAAUGAUCAUGAUAAACUUGCACUUCUGAACGAUGCUGGAAAUUAGAUAUUCAGAUGAUGAAAAAUAUUUAGCAUUUACUUAAAGAUUUACUUUAAAAUGUACACCCAAUAGAUCAGUAGUAUAUCUAAAUAUAGAGAUCAGUGAAUUUUGAUGAGAAGGGUUUUAAACUUCUACAUGAACUUAGAAAUAGUUCUAGCAGUGCUUAAAUACUGUACGUAAAUAAAAAAUACCAUUGAAUAAUGAAUAUUCAGCACUGCCUGAACUUGACAUAUCCGGGCUUUGUAUGGUUUUGCGGUGCACGUGCCUGCCUUUAAAAUGGCUUCAUGCCAUAAAGGUUAAUUUAUUUAUUUUUUUACAGCAUAACUGAACUGUUAACUUCACCUUUUCUUGCAUCAUAACACAUUGUCCAAUUUGCAUUUCAAAAACUGGUUUGUUUGUGUUUACGUUCUUCGCUUAUUGGAUCGGUACCAUUGUGUGUAUAAUCCCAAAGUCCUCAGAAAAAUAUGUGGUUGAAAUGUUUCCAAUGUUAAACAACAGUCAUCUUUGGAUGCUUGUGAUUGAGCAGUUAUUUAUAUAUGGUAAUAAGCAGACUGCCUCUUCAUUUACCUGUAAUUUUUAUGUGUAUUGGAAAGCAUGAGUAUAUGGUAAUUGUAUUUAACACCUACAGAUCUGUAAAAGAGCUAAGUGGAGGACCUAGUCCCUGUUUGUCUUUCAAUAAUAGGGAUCAUAGUUGAAUUUUUCGUCUUCUAUGUUUACAAGGAAAUCGUUUGAUGAAAAUUAAAUGUUUGCUUGCA